AGAACUAAGAACAUAAAAUAUCACUACCUAGAAUUUUUAUAUUACGAAAAAAAUGCUUGAUUACACAGAAUGGUCUCCAGAUAGUUUCAAAAUCCUAUAUAAUAAAAUUCAACAGGCAAUAAAUAUUGCUACCGAUAAUGUCUUAAUGGAACUUAAUCCUCGUUUAAUUGAAUAUAAACCAUGGUUUCUUCUAUUAUUUGACGAACCAAAACCAGAUUUAGAGAAAGAAUAUGCAAUUAAGCAAGGCGAACCGGUGUUCAUAAAAGGCAAACCAUAUAGGUUUUCACGUACAGAAAUUUACGAAAUUAUUGAUAUCGCUCACAGUCUCAAUAUCAGUGAAGAUUUUGCAGCUACAAUGCACCAACAUGCAAAGGAACUUAAGUCAAGAUAUAAUAAACCAGUCGCUGAAACUGCAAUUGCUCUUUAUUAUGAUGAAAAGACUUACAUGUUGUUAAGUUUAUUGACUAUUUUCAGUAAAGCUUAUGAUACUGAGAUUAAAGAAAAAGUAAGAGAUGCUUUAAAAACAUUCAUUAAUGGUUUGUUCAAAUCAUAUGAAAAUUUAAAUCAAGGUCUUUUAUAUGGUAUUAAAUUAAUGAAAACUAUUGAGAUUUUGAGAUCUCGUAUGUUAGAUCUGGAAGGACGUUAUCAACAACUCAUUAACAAUAGAAGUUCUGUUAUAACUUCAGAGCAAUUUUUAUAUUUAAAUGAAGGUGCUAUUCUACCCUCAGUUGACGAGAAAGUCAUUUUGCAAAGAAUGGCCUCAAUUACCACACAUCGAAAAUAUCUUGCAUAUAUUAUAUGGAAGAUGGCUUUUACUUAUCUUUUUUCAACUCAAGAAAUUUUGUAUUUAUGCAAAAUGCUUGAAAAUCUUGAUCUUAAAGAUAAUGUCUACCCUUAUUUAAUCGCUGCACUAUUGGCAAUUAUCAACACUUCAUCGGAUCAUUUUCUUAAUGAUUUAACCGCAAAAGAGAAAUUUGAAGAGUUAAUGAAAGACACGGAUUUUAUCAAUAAUUUUACAAAUAUUAUAAAUCAAGAUACAUGGAUGGUUAAUGCCGCUAAAGCAGCUGUUUUGAUAGAAUGGAGUAUAUUUAUAGGGGAUUCGAUAAAAAAAAAUCCCGGUUUAGAAAUAAAUUUGAAUAUUAAGUCAGAACAUUUAUCAGAAAUGUUUCAUCGAGCUGUAGUUAACGAUGCUUUUCAAUUUAUAACACAUUAUCUUCUUUCAUUUCAAAAGACUGAAACGGAAUCUAUUUUUAUGGAGAAUCUCCCAAACGUUGAAAAUGUUUGGCAUAAAACAAACAACGGUGAAAUAUCUUUCUGUGGCCUUAUACUUAUACCUCCGGGAAAAACACCAAAAACUAUUCGUGGGCUUGAAAAGGACUUUCAAAAUAAUCUUCGUAAACAGCUUGAGCAUUUUGUAUUUAAACUAGUUAGUAAGAACAUGAGUUAUCUACAAAAGAUUAGACGACAAGAGGAAGAUGCAAUUCAAUCAGCUACAACAGAACCUGCUACUCCCAGCACGAGUAAAUUUCCUUCCACUCCUAGCUCGAAACCAAAGAAGACUUCAGUAUUACGUCAUGAUAUAGAAGCCUUUUUUAUUUUAAUUGCGACUUUAUUCCGUAAUCUUCCUGACGAAGGUCUAAAAUGUUGGGUAGAAACGAAAUCAUUGAUUAAUUGGGGAGCAAGUUUUCAAGAAACUGGAAUGAUGUGUGCUUAUUUGGAAAUGUUAAGUUCACUUGCAACCGGUAAUGAAUGUAGUACAUAUGCUUAUGAAUUUCUUUCACGUGCUUCAACAAGCGGAGGAUGGUGUUCUUGGCAAACUUUGUUCAAUGCUAUGGAGAGUUAUAAUAUUGAUAUGGUUGAUGAAAUGGUGGAAAUUCCUAAAGAAGAAGUGCAACUUUUGAUCUCUUUCUUACGUGUUUUCAGACAAGUCGUUAAAUACUGUGUUCAAGCAAGAGUCGAUUUUAUUAAACGUAAUAUUUUAAAGCUUCUUUUUAGUUUGGUAUCACAGCAUAUACCAACUGAAUUAAAGGCUGAACUUUAUUAUGCUGUUGCUGCUUUCUGUGUUCCGAACGAUGAUUUAUAUCUUGAAUUAAUUUUAAAAGUUUGGACAAUACUUGAAGAGGAACAAAUCGUUCCAACUGUACCAAAAAAUCUUAAAAUAGGGACAACUUCAACGGUGGAGCCUUCGAACUUUCAAACGCAUGAUAUGUCAGCCAUCAGGAAGGAGAUAGAGGAGAUAGAAUCUUCUAAAAAAAUUUUCUUUCAAACAUUGGCAUUUAUUAAGCUUAUUAGCACUUUGAUUUACGUUCCUGAACAGCAUAUUACUUUACGGUGUGGAUUUCCAGUUCGUUCACCUACCAUACAUGAACAAUUAGGAUUUGAUUAUCGAACACCUGGAAUCACACCUUAUGUCAGUUUUAUAGUAGACGAUAUUUUUGUAAAAGCACCUACGAGAGAAUAUAUUUUUAAUUCCCAAAAAUGGGAGAUUAUAGCAAAUUCUUUAGAAAUUAUUGAAAAAUGCCUGAUUUCUUUUGAUUUAACCGGGCCAUUAUUUGAAAAAAACCAUUAUUUUGCAAAAUCUACAAAACAAAUACAAAUACAAAAAAGAAUGAAUAAAGAAGAAGAUCUAGUCUUCAAUAAUGACGAAAUAGAAUAUUUAAGAAAUCAUCCUGGAUAUAACAUUAUGAAAAGGCUUCUGACUAAUUCUCGACUUAUGGAAGUUAUUUUAGAAAUUAUAGCCACUGGAAAGAAUAUAUUGGUUGAUAAAUACGAAGCAUCUUCUGACAUUAUCGAACCUCUUAUACGUUGUUUAAAGAUUCUGUGGAUUGCACUGGAAAAACAAGAUAGAUUUUUGAAAACUUUAGUUCCACUUGUUAAUGGCAAUACUCCAGGAUAUCUUGAACAUGCUUUUCUUUCAAAGAAAGAAAUCAUUGUAUCGAUUGCAUUAUUACUUGAUAGUGAGAAUGCCGAUAUCUGUUUUUAUGCAGUCAAAAUAUUAACUUGUCUUUCCAAGUCAACGAUAUUUAAUUCCAAGGAUAAUCUUGGAGCCAGUAGAGUUAAUAGAUUGUCUAGUAUUUUGGAGACUAGUCAAUUUGCGAAUGAAAUUCUAAAUAAUUUUGUCAAACGAUUAGAAUUAAGGGGUGACGAUUACUGGGAUUUUAGUAUUGAUCAAAGAAAUUUUGAGCUUGUUCAACUGUGCCUUAAAUCUUUGUCAAAACCCGAUGAGGAAGAAUUUAGCGCAGAAUCAUUGUCAAAAGAAGAUAAUAUUUCACUUUCCACAGUCAGUUGUGCUAUAUUAGACCUAAUAUUGGAAAAUCUUAGACCCGGUAGAAUUCAACCUACCAUUUCACAUUUUCUUCUGGGUUAUGAUAUCCGUGGAUCACUACAAGUCCCAGUAAUUAAAUAUGUUGCUGAUGAUUAUAGAGAGUCUUGUUUACACAAAGUAAUGGAAAUUCUUGGUCAUCCCAUCAAUAAGUUUACUGAGAAAAGUAAUAAGAUCAAUAAACAACUUUUGAAUUAUCCUUCACUUGUAGCACGUUGUUAUCAAAUUCUUUAUAGACUUUGUGUUGAUAACACCACUUCAGAUGCUACGAUGUUAUUUUUGCGAAGUCAAAAGUUUAUUUCAAAUCAAUUUAGAACAAUGCCUCUGUAUAUUGUUCAGCCGGAUUUAGAACCAAAAUGGGAUCAAGGGAUUAUGACAAGAUUGGAUAAACAGGAAAUUGAAAUCGAUUGGGUCAGUCUUUGUGCCAAUCUUGAUGAACGGACUUGGUUGAUGAAAAUGGUCUCAUUAGAGUUACGUAAGGUUCAAACUCGUAGUGGUAUCCAAAAUUUGUUGGCUUUAAUUUAUGGAUUUGAAGUAGUUAAAUCGAAAGACAGAAAUUCUAUGGAUUUAGAUGUUAAUAGUCCCUCAACUAUGAAAAUCCUCGAUAUAUUAAAUAUGUUGGAAUUUUUCUGGGAUGAUUCAUGGCAAAUGCAACCACCCCAGCAACAUUAUUUUGAGAAAGUUAAUAUCGAGACAUGGUUAUAUCGUAAUGAGAGAGGAAUUGAAGUAUAUCGCUUGCAAGAUGUCUUCUCUGAGCUAUAUCAACUAUAUAAACAUUUCCAUAAGCGAGGAGUUACAUUCGAUGAUAAAAAUUUACGAAACGAAAUAAAACAAAUUAUGAAAUUUUGUUUUUUUCAUAAUCGUAAUCGUGAAUUUGUUCAUGCAAGGAACGAAUGUUUUAAAGCUUGGAGAGAAAUUAUUGAAAUGACAGUUAUUAAACAUUAUAAUUUAUUGCGAUUUGAGGUUCGAGAAUCUACAUUUCAUGAUAUUCUGAUGGGAUUAUUAACGAUAAUGAAAAAUGAGAAUGAUGUUAUUGCGGGAGUUCUUAGUAAAGUUGUUCUUACCAUAAUAACCGCACUGCGUUUGGAUCGCAAGCGUCAAUCAGUUUUACAUCUGACAAGCCUUUCGAAUAUUGCACAAUUGAGGGUUCCUUCUGAACGACUUUAUUCUAUAUUCAAAUUGAUUCUUGAUUGUCUCAUUGGGCCAGGAUUUCCACCUGAAGUACGCAACCAUAUAUAUUGUACAAUGUUCAAUUAUUUGCAUUAUAUCGACUCUGAUCCGAAUUUUACGAUGGGAUCGAGACCUCAGCACGAAUUUGCAUUAACGCUAGGUGGUGCUAGAUCUGCGCUUGAUGGUGGUAACCUUGCAGUACUUCAUAGUUGUGGUGAUCGUUUACUCGAAAUUAUACGCUUAGAUGCAUCCGAAGGACCUGUGGAAGGGAAACUUUGUUCCUUAAAUAUCCUUACCGCUUUAUGCAGUCUGGGAAAACGCGAAAAGAGUAAUUUCAUCAUUGAUUAUAUUGUACGGACACAUUUCCUAAGUACUGUGGUAAAGAGUUUAAAGAAUCAUAAUGAUUUAUUGUUAAAGGCAAUAAGACCAAGGCCUGAGCAAUCUGCUUUGCAAGCAAAACAUGUAUUUGAAUCCAGAGUGGUAUUGUUAAUUCGUAUAGCACAACGUCGUGAUUGCGCUCUUAAAUUGAUGGAAUCGGGAGUUUUUGAGUACUUGGAUGAACUAACAUUUCUAGAUGAAAGACCAAAAUUUAAUAAAACAGCAAAUGAUUCCGAUGAUAACCCUGAGUUCAAACGGUAUCAUGAGCUUUUAAUCAUUAUCCUACGUCUUAUUGCUUGUAUCCUUACGAGCAUAGGACAUGAAAGCGGACCUGCUUUAAUAAAAGCAUCAAGAUUCGUAAGUAGACAUCAAGGAUUGAUGUUAGAAAUAUUGACAGAUAUUUCUCCAGUCGAUUUAUUAGUUUCACCAAAUGUAGAAGUCAAAGAUAAUGCUAUAUUAAGUAUUGGAGUUGUUCACGAAAUGUCUCGUAUAUUUUACUUUUUGGGUGUUAAGCUAGAAGCUAUCGAUAAAGUACGUCGAGAGACACAUCAACGGACAUUUCAAGAAAUUUUAAAAGAAUUAAUGAUACGAUUUUUUCCGGUGCGAAAAAGUUUGGUGACAAUGACAACAGGAAAUGAAGCCGACAUAAAAUAUGCGCAAGAACAAAUUGAAAAUAUUAAUAGGAAUUUUUUGGGGUGGUGCCAAAUAGUGACUGCGAGCACAAAAGGUGUUCAAGACUUUAGACCGAUUUUUACAGCGAUCCUUGAAUACGCCAAAAGGCCUGAUAAUGAUUAUCGUGGCGAUCUUAAGGAACCUGAACUUUCAAUAUGCAUAAAUUACGUUCGCACUUCUAUAGAUAUUUUAAAUCACCAUAUGCAAAAUUUCGGGAGAAUAUCUAUCAAACUUGAAAAAGGCGAUAACAUUGAAGAGAUUCUAUCUGGGCUUCGUAAUGAAGAUGUUGAUGAUUUAAAUGAUUCACAACGAAAGAGUUUAGCAUUGCGUACUUUACAGGAACAGCUUAGUAAAACGUCGAAGUGUAUUACACAACAUUCAUAUGACGUAGAGAUCUCUUUACUUUUAAUAUGGCGGCAUCUUGACCAUUAUAUGAUGACAAAGUUUACUCGAGGAAUCUCUACAACAUCGCUUGGGAAUACUGAUAAAACGGCUUUACAAAAAGACGCAAAAUUAGUCUUGACAGACAUAUUAGAGAAACUAGAAUCUUUUGAGAAGAAUACUGCCAUAAAAUAUAAAACGCGGAAUGAAUAUAUUCAAAUGAUACUUCGCAAGAUAAAAGCACUUAUUGCUUGAUCCUACUAAUAAGUAACGUAAUACUGUAUUAAUAAAUUUUUUAAUAUAUAUUUAAUAUACAGUAUAGGUGGUGUAAAAAAAAUUUUUUUGAAUUUGAAAAUAAAAUAAUAGUUGAAAAAAUCUUAGAUUUAGUUUGACUCUAGAACUGAGCUUUGAGCCCAGUCUUAAUAGAAUAUUCGGCUUCUAAGCUAACCUUUGAUUUAAUUUUUGACCUGUAAUUUUGACUCAAAUCAUUAUCUGCUAUACUAUUGUUCGAUAAACAGUAUUUUAAAAAAAUUUACCAUUCAUAAAAACAAGUCUCAAUACUAUUAAACUUUAAUAAAUAAUCAAAUAUUU
This is a messenger RNA of Rhizophagus irregularis DAOM 181602=DAOM 197198, 6514 nucleotides long. RefSeq lists its product as uncharacterized. The record is from RefSeq and is a predicted model, not a curated record. Gene Ontology annotation, molecular function: structural constituent of nuclear pore. Gene Ontology annotation, cellular component: nuclear pore inner ring; nuclear pore. Gene Ontology annotation, biological process: nuclear pore organization. NCBI's taxonomy places the organism in Eukaryota, Fungi, Glomeromycota, Glomeromycetes, Glomerales, Glomeraceae.